Molecule: messenger RNA, 2718 nt
Organism: Tuber aestivum (summer truffle)
Lineage: Eukaryota; Fungi; Ascomycota; Pezizomycetes; Pezizales; Tuberaceae
Source: the annotation of a GenBank genome assembly
AGAGCCGCAAUAUCUCCCGCGGCUCAACGUCCCUGCCCCGCCCCCGCACUCCGUAUUUACAGUAUCAUACCGCACCCGUGUGUGGGGACAAGGUCCGUGCGCACGGGUAGCCCCACGAGCUCUUACAUUCCGUUUAAAUUUGGUUCUUGGCCCGGCUCAGGGUUAUGCACGAGUGUAUAUAAACCCACGGCUUCAGUUGGCCCUUGCUUGGAGUAUUGUAUAUCAUACCGGUAUUGUUCUUCAAGGUUAGGUUAGAUUAGGUUGAAUACCAGGAUGUUGCUCAGGUCGUUUGCGCGCGCUGGGGUUUUCGGGCACAGGCACUGCUAUCAUGGAGUAGGAGCGGGAGUGGCGGCGGGAAGGCGGGCGUUGUUGACGGAGAGUUACUGCAAAGGACCUAUAGAGGUAUGGUAUCUCAUCGCAUGCCUACACGUCCCAAGUUCCAAUGUAACUGACCUGCCGGUACUCCACUACCGUAGCCGCCAUUGCUAGACCUGACCAUAGGCUCGCACCUGGCGGAAAUAACCCGCGAGUAUGGGGACACUCUCGCGUUCGUUCCUCGUCUCAUUACCCGUAGCUCUUGAAGUUGACGUUUUCAGUGUAAUCUCCUCACACCAAAACACCCGCCUCGCGUACUCCUCCCUACACACACAAUCCACCUCCCUCGCCCAUGGCCUCAAGAACCUAGGCGUGCAGCGCGGCGACAGAGUUGCCGUCUCGCUAGGGAAUAAUAUCGAAUUUGCGCUCGCGACGUAUGCCAUAUUUAAGCUUGGGGCUGUCCUCGUACCCCUCAACCCUUCGUUCAACACCGCGCAAGUAGCCUCAGCCCUGAACCACCUUUCUGCCACGCACUUGCUCAUAGGGCUUGAGACGAACCUGCCUCGGAAGACACCAAGGAGUAAUUCUGGAUUGUUAAGGGAGUUAGUGCCUGACUGCGAGCGUAUAGGAGUAAUUUCUAGUGAGCUGAUGCCGUCGUUGAGGAGGGUUGUUGUCGUUGAUAAUACAAAGGGUAGAGGGGGAGGGGGGGAUGACUUUAACGCGUUUUCGAAGUUCCCGGAUUUAUUAGAGGAUGGGGAGGGAAAGCCGCAUUUGACCGAGGAGGGGAUGGGGGUUGAUGAUGUCGUUAAUAUACAGUUUACUAGUGGGUGAGUUAUAGUAUAUAUGGGGGAAAGGAGAAUUUGAAGGCUGAUGUGGGGAGAGUGUGAUAGGACAACGAGUAUGCCGAAAGCUGCGUGCUUAACUCAUCGCUCUAUACUGAAUAAUGGGAAGAGCAUUGGUGACAGGAUGCUAUUGACGAAUAAGGAUGUUAUAUGCUGUCCCCCACCGUUAUUCCAGUAUUCCCCACUCCUUCAUCCACCCCUUCCCGCGCCCAGUACUAAGGAAGAACUAGUUGCUUUGGCAGCGUCCUGGGCUACAUGGCUUCCGCAACACAUGCCUCCUGCAUCGUAUUUCCCACCGAAUGCUUCGACGCGAAGGCAACCCUUCACGCCGUGCAGCAGGAAAAGUGCACGGCACUGUACGGCGUGCCAACCAUGUUCACGGCGGAGCUAGAACUGUUAGCCAGCGGGGAGGUGGAACAGAAAGGUUUCGAGCACAUUAGGACUGGGAUUGCAGCCGGGAGUAGUAUCCCGAGGGAAUUGAUGAAGAAGUUGCAUAAGAAGUUGAACCUGACGGAACUAAGUGCGUGACCCCUCAGGGUCUCUCGGUGUAGAAGAAGGGAGGACUAAUGAAGAAUUUUGUUGUGGUGGGGGUGUAGCUAUAUGUUAUGGGUGAGUGAGAUAUUGUGAUCUAACUUGGCGGGUGAUUUGCGUAAUGGCUGACGAGGUUCGUAGAAUGACUGAAACUUCACCGGUUUCUGCAAUGACUACCACCGAUGACCCGCUUGAUAAACGAGUCGAUAGUGUGGGCAGGUUGAUGCCGCACGUCGAGUCCGUCCCUCCUCUCCUUCCCCCCUCUUCCUACUAACAUCCGCAAAUAGAGCAAAAGUAGUCUCCACCACCGACCGCACCAAAAUCCUCCCCGUAGGCAAACGCGGUGAACUAGCAGUAUCCGGAUACCUCUUACAAAAAUGUUACUGGAACGACCCAAUCCGUACAGCGGAAGUCAUGACUAAAGAUGGGAGCGGGAGGUUGUGGAUGCAUGUGAGGGAUUUCCCACGCCACCACUACUGCUUGCUUUCUUCGGUCAUAUAGCUAAUAAUCGGAUUGGACCGGGCAGACCGGAGACGAAGCAGAAAUGGACGAGAGCGGGUAUAUCAAGAUCACCGGGAGAUUAAAAGAUCUGAUUAUUCGGGGUGGUGAAAACAUUGUAGGUCCCCGGGAAUCCUAGACUAGUUUUGGUAUUGGGCUAAUCCUCAAAGCACCCUCUCGAAAUCGAAAACUGCCUGCUUGGCCACCCAAAGAUUCUCGAGUCUUCAGUUGUAGGGCUUAAAGAUGAGAGAUACGGGGAGGUUGUGGCAGCGUUUGUUAGGAAGGAGGAGGGUUUGUUAGCGGAUGAGGUUAGGGAGUGGGUUCGCGAGAAGCUGUCGCAUCAUUUAGGUAUGCUAUAGUAUACCUCUUAGCUAACAUUUGGGAUGUGGCAGGGCAGAGGGCUAACGAAGUGGUAGUCCCGAAAUAUGUAUUCUGGGUUGAAGUCUAUCCCAAGACCGCCAGCGGGAAGAUACAAAAGUUCGUAUUGAAAGAAAUGGGGGCGGAGUUAGUUGCUAAGGGGGAGGGGCUGUGA